UUUAGAGCAGUAGAACGAGGGAGUGUAUUUAGAGAAAAAUUAGGCGAGAUGACUUUGGGACUGAUCAAUGCAAAUCCAGUGGUUCACGCUAAGAAGGAACGAAUCGCUCGUGUUGAUGAUCUUCCUCACGCCGAUGACGCUGUUGAUCCUCUCGAAAUUUAUGAUUUUGUGAGGGAUAUAAGAGAUCCGGAGCAUCCAUAUUCUUUAGAGCAGCUGAGUGUACUCUCCGAGGAGUCCAUAACUGUUGACGAGAAGCUUGGGCGCAUUCUGAUAACUUUUACCCCAACCAUCCAGCACUGUACCAUGGCAACUGUCAUUGGCCUCUGUUUGAGAGAGAAGUUGAAGAAUUGCUUCCCUCCACAUUUUAAGGUGGAUAUAAAAGUGUCUCCUGGAUCUCAUGCGGAUGAAGAGUCAGUUAAUAAGCAGUUGAAUGAUAAAGAACGGGUUGCUGCUGCCAUGGAGAACCCAAAUCUUCGCCAGCUUGUAGACGAGUGUCUCUAUUCAAGUGAGCUUUAAACGAACUAUGCCUUUCAUUUCCUAACAAACUGUAUAGUAGGUCAACUUGUCUUUUAACAAAUGUCAUCUGGACAUGGAUUUGUUUUACGAGAUUUUAUCACUCUUAAUGCUAGGA
This is a messenger RNA of Solanum stenotomum, 631 nucleotides long. Its product is annotated as protein AE7-like 1. The record is from RefSeq and is a predicted model, not a curated record. The coding region runs from base 49 to 516 and encodes 155 amino acids. Lineage: Eukaryota; Viridiplantae; Streptophyta; Magnoliopsida; Solanales; Solanaceae. Gene Ontology annotation, biological process: iron-sulfur cluster assembly. The transcript has 5 exons.